AUGAAACGAGCUCCUAAUCGCACACCCAAUAUCCAUUUUUUUGAUGAUAAGAUUAGAUCUUCAUAUGUAGCCAAAUUUUCCACGGAUACUGCUUCAAAUGUAUCUAAUCAUUCUCCAAGAAGAAUAGUAGCUGUCGGAGAUUUGCAUGGAGAUUAUGAACAAACCCUUAAAGUACUGAAAAUGGCAAAAAUUUUGGACGCAAAUGAAAGUCCGGAUUGUUUAAAGAUUUAUGAAUUAUUUGAUAGAUUGAGGCAAGAAGCGAAAGAAGUUGAUGGGCAGGUAAUAAACUUGAUAGGAAACCAUGAAAUAAUGAACCUUAUUCUAAAUUGGAUUUAUGUAACACCCGAAGACAUACGUUCCUUUGGUGGUGUUCAAAAUCGUAUUCACCAAUUUUCCUCAGAAGGUUACAUCGGUAACCUCCUAUUGAACACAUUUCAAAUUGCAUCAAUAGUAGAAAAUGAUACAUUAUUUGUUCAUGGAGGAAUUGAUCUUAAAUGGGCAAAAAAGGGAAUAGAAAACAUAAAUUCACUUGGUAAGGAAUUGGUUAAUAAAACGACAAAGAUGUUAA
Racocetra fulgida is the source of this 568-nucleotide messenger RNA. Lineage: Eukaryota; Fungi; Glomeromycota; Glomeromycetes; Diversisporales; Gigasporaceae. The record is from the annotation of a GenBank genome assembly.